AUGGAUACCAACCCAGUGACUUGUUUACCAGACAGCAGGACAAUUACCAUUAAUACUAAAAAGACAUAUGUCACCUCAAACAUUAUUCCAGUUCAACUCCCUUUGCUGAUCAAUUCAUUAUUAUUCAUUGAGUGUUUCAUUAUUCUUAAUGCUCCUGUUGGUCCUGGUAUACAGCCCAAUGUCACUUGGUAUCAUGAUAUAACUGAUGUUACACACAAUAGUUCAUUAACAAGGAACAAUGACAGUGUCUUUACGUCAAUACUGACUAUUAAUUCAAUACAAGUAUCUGAUGCUGGAGUAUAUCAUUGUAGUGCUGGGAUUGAUUCUAAUGUAACUACUAACAAUAUCAAUGUAUGUGUAACAGUUAAUGAGACACUACCAUCAGUAACUGAAGAACUAUCCCUUGGUCAGUAUUAUUCAAUUGAUUGUAUCACUGGACCAGUACCUACUGGAGUAUCAGUAUCCUGGCUACUUACUAAUGGUUCUAUUUAUAGUGACAAUAAUACACUAAUGAUACCAUCAAUACUACCAUCACAUAAUAAUACACAAUAUAAUUGUAGAAUAAUGAUUAAGAAUAAUCCUUCUGGCUGUAGUAUUCAAUCACAGGUCAUUACUCUUAGAGUGAAAACUACUUAUGUUAAUUUAGUGACAAUAACACCAUCUUCAAUACUCAGUUUCAUUAACUCUACAGUAGUACUGACCUGUACUAUCAGUCUUAAUACUGGGAUAGGUCCUGAUACAUCAUUCAUUAGUCAUUACUGGUAUCAGUAUAGGACUGAUAUUAGUAAUAGGAGUACACAACUGAUGAUUAAUGGUGACACUAAAAGUCUAGUAACAACACUGAAUAUUACUAGUGUUCAAUUUUCUGAUGCUGGAGUAUAUCAGUGUAGAGCUAGUAUUGAUGGUAAUGAUACUGUUAUAAGUAAUACAACAUAUGUUUGUGUUGAAGUUCCUGUCAUAAAUAUUUCUUUUGAUGCUGAUUUAAGACUAGGAGAUGUUAGAGAGUAUGAUUGUACAUUAGGUCAUAAUUAUAGACAAUCAGAAGUUGUUGUAGCAUGGCAUGAUUAUACAUCUAAUAGAGCAUUUAUCAAUCCUCUCAUAUUAACAGUGGAUCAGUCGAUCAACAAUACAGUGUAUAUUUGUACUUUACUAAUUAUUCAAAAUCCAAUUAACUGUCCUUUUCAACAAGUGAAUGUAUCUGUUACAGUGAAAGGUAUUGCCAGCAAAUAA
Amphimedon queenslandica is the source of this 1230-nucleotide messenger RNA. RefSeq lists its product as uncharacterized. The coding region runs from base 1 to 1230 and encodes 409 amino acids. The transcript is spliced from 5 exons. Gene Ontology annotation, biological process: homophilic cell-cell adhesion. NCBI's taxonomy places the organism in Eukaryota, Metazoa, Porifera, Demospongiae, Haplosclerida, Niphatidae. The record is from RefSeq and is a predicted model, not a curated record. Gene Ontology annotation, cellular component: plasma membrane.